Messenger RNA from Xyrauchen texanus (razorback sucker), 2229 nucleotides. RefSeq names its product synaptic vesicle glycoprotein 2B-like. Gene Ontology annotation, biological process: transmembrane transport. The transcript is spliced from 13 exons. The record is from RefSeq and is a predicted model, not a curated record. Gene Ontology annotation, cellular component: membrane. Lineage: Eukaryota; Metazoa; Chordata; Actinopteri; Cypriniformes; Catostomidae. Gene Ontology annotation, molecular function: transmembrane transporter activity. The coding region runs from base 85 to 1650 and encodes 521 amino acids.
CAGCGUGUAUGUUUACAUAAAUGAAUUUGAUCAGCGAUCAUGUCGUUUUAUAAUAACACAAACUUUAAUCUGAGCAUAUAAUCGAUGCCUCAACUGGAUCAUGAAGACACGGAGCCGCUGCUUCAGUCCUCUCACGAGGAUGAAGACGGUGAUCAAGUGUGCGGCAAGGAGAAGCUCUCUUAUGAGGUGGCAGUCGAGGAAGCAGGGUUCGGGCUCUUCCACUGGCUGCUGUUGGUCGUCUGCGGCUGGGCAAACGCCAGUGAUGCCGUGGAGAUCCUGUGUGUUUCCUUCCUCCUGCCCACUGCACGCUGUGAUCUCCAGCUCAGCUCGGCCGACAUGGGAGUCCUCACUGCCAGCAUAUUCCUCGGUAUGAUGGUGGGCGGUUAUGUUUGGGGGUAUCUGGCCGAUCUCAGAGGGAGACGCAGCGUUCUGAUCGUGUCUUUGUCAGUGAACGGCACGUUUGGGGCCGUGGCGAGUUUGGCCCCGAGUUUUUGGCUCUUUCUGCUUCUGCGGUUCUUCAGUGGAGUCGGAGUUGGUGGAUCCAUUCCCGUGAUCUUCUCGUAUUUUUCCGAGUUCCAGCCGCGACUGCGGAGGGGAGCUAUGAUCAGCGCUCUCGCCACCUUCUGGAUGGCUGGAAAUAUUUUAGCAGCAGGUGCGGCUUGGUUGGUCAUCCCCAGGACAUAUCUUAAUGUUCAUUUGAGCUGGUUGGAUUUUCAAAGUUGGCGUCUUUUCGUGGUCCUCUGCUCCAUCCCCAGUCUGUCAUCAGCGCUGAUCUUCAAGCUCUUCAUGCCAGAGAGUCCCAAGUUCCUCAUGGAGGCAGGGCGUGAGACAGAGGCUCUGUCUGUCUUCCAGAAGAUGUUUAGACUGAACAACAGAGGUGCCGUUAAACCAUUUCCUGCACAAGGGCUUGUGAUCAGACCUAAAGAUGACGAGGAGAAGAUCAGACCCAGUACAGGCUCAAGAUCUGAACGUUUCUGUGGCCUUCUCAAACAGGCACUGUCCCCCAUUAAGCAGCUGUUCGUUGGACCGCUUGCUUCCAGAAGUGUUGUUCUGCUGAUAAUAUUCUACUGCAUUUCAUUUGGGUAUUAUGGGUUGUGGAUGUGGUUUCCGGAGCUGUUUAAGAGAGCAGAAGAUGGAGGGUCUCCAUGUGCCAACGCAUCUAGAGUCCAAAGUUCAGAGAAUGAAAGCUGCUACCCUGUCAAAACUGCUGUGUACAUGGAGGGUUUCAUAAUCGCAGCCUCUAACUUGCCUGGAAACAUCUUCACGAUCUUUGUCAUGGACAAGAUCGGAGGGAAAGUCCUGCUCUCUGUCAGUCUGCUGGUGUCCAGCAUGAGUGUGUUUGUUAUCUACGUGGUGAAGACUAAAUUUCAGAGUCUGCUCGUGUCCUGUGUGUUCAGCGGAGUCUCCGUCAUCUCCUGGAACGCUCUGGACGUGGUGGGGACGGAACUCUAUCCAACACAACUACGCUCAUCGGCUCUGGGAUUUUUCACUGGAGUGGGGCGUGUAGCGGCGAUUAUGGGAAAUGUUGUUUUUGGGCAGCUGGUGGACUCUAACUGUGCUGUACCUCUGCUGCUGGUCUCUGCACUCCUGUUGGCGGGAGGACUGGUGGCUCUACGUCUGCCGCAAACUAAACAGACUGAACUUACAUGAUACACACAUGCAGUUAGCGUCAGCCAAGUCAAAGCAUGUGAUUCUGGGACCAAAAUACUAAACCAAAGAGCUUUGUUUGCAGUUUCGCCAAAUGUUGCACACGAGCACUUUUGGAAGCUUUACUUUUCUGUGCUGACUGGAAUUCUGACUUCACUCUUAAAAGAUUACAAAGACAAUCAAUGAUGAAUCAUGCAAAAUAAGACCAGGAAAAUGUAUUAAGGGUCAUAUUUGAGUUUAUGUUGACUUUGUUGUAAAUCCAUGUGGAAUCAUAGAAUAUAUGAUCAAUUUAAAGGAACAUUCCAUAGGAAUAUUUAAAGGAAUAUUUUAUAUAAUUAAUAGCUUUGACUUCCAUUGCUGUAACUUUGAAUUUUGCUUUCUAUAAAGAAAAGGAAGGAUGAGUCGAAAUGAUUGUUUGUGGUAAUCAACAUUAUGCCACAUAUGCUGCCGAUUGAGCUUAACUUGUAUUGAACCCGGAACAUUCUUUUAAAAUUUCGUUGAUUGUGUCAUUUUUGUACGAGUGUAAAUUGUUAGCUUUUUUUACAAUGGCUAUACAUUUUUUUUUAUUUAAAUAAACAGAAC